AUGGCAAUUUCUUGUUUCAUGAUGAGCCUAGAAGACCUUGAUGUCGGUGUUGUGAAGACCUUCCACCCCACUGAUUCUGAUUUAGUGGGAACCUAUCUCUACAACAGAAUCAAAUCCCCAACCCCAAUUGGAGGAAAACAAACAUUCCCUGAGAUUGAAAUAUAUGGCACCACAGGUUUACCACCAUGGGAUAUUUGGAGAAUUUAUGAGCCUUCCAAAUUUCCACAUCAAGAUUAUAUCUAUUUCUUCUCCCGGGUCAAGAAGUUGGGUUCCCGCUGUUCUCGCAGAAUUGGCUGCCAUGGGGGCACAUGGAGCGAGACAGAAGCUGCUAAACCUGUCUAUGUCAGUGGAAUUGAAGAGCCUUAUGGGAAACUAAGGAAGUUUAGAUACGAGAACAACAAAGACAAGGGCUUUGAACACCAUGCUGCUUGGUUGAUGGAUGAGUACACCAUCAACCAAGCACCCGAUCUGGCUUUGUGCCGACUCAAAGUCAAUGAUAAAGGAGCUGGAGGAAGAAAAAAGAGGAAGAAGAGUUCUUAUGAGACUAAUGAGGACGAGAAUCACAGAAAGACAAAGAGAGUUCAAGUUCAAAACAACACGUGUGAGCAACAAAAGGGAAGUGCCUCAUUUAGUAGUACACAGCAACUGCCCCCACAAUGUGAUGAUCAUGAUUACUCUAUGGAUGAGAACCUAUUGUUCUCUCCAACUGGCUUGGUUGAUGAUGAUUAUCAUGACAUUUUCAGUAGUGAUGAGUUUAUGGCUUCUCUUGAUCAAUGGUAUGAGGAACAACUUUCGGAUUCUUCACUACUAGUGCCGCAACAACAAGUAGAACCUAACAAUAGUUGCGAGGAACAACAACACCAACAAGAUGAGCAGAAACUGCUGCCUUCUCCCUCUCUUGUUCACGAGCAGCAGCUCUCUGGUGGUUUUGAUCUGAUGGUUUGUGGUUAUGAUAUUCCACUCGAUACUCCCUACUUGCAGUCUGACGAAUUUUAUGGAUUUGAUCAAGAUCAGCCUAAAGCACUGUGA
Messenger RNA from Rosa rugosa (rugosa rose), 1029 nucleotides. RefSeq lists its product as uncharacterized. Gene Ontology annotation, biological process: regulation of DNA-templated transcription. Lineage: Eukaryota; Viridiplantae; Streptophyta; Magnoliopsida; Rosales; Rosaceae. The record is from RefSeq and is a predicted model, not a curated record. Gene Ontology annotation, molecular function: DNA binding. The transcript has a single exon. Bases 1 to 1029 code for a protein of 342 amino acids.